Alexandromys fortis (reed vole) is the source of this 586-nucleotide messenger RNA. It is a transcript of the gene Mpc1l, whose product is annotated as mitochondrial pyruvate carrier 1 like. NCBI's taxonomy places the organism in Eukaryota, Metazoa, Chordata, Mammalia, Rodentia, Cricetidae. The record is from RefSeq and is a predicted model, not a curated record. The coding region runs from base 233 to 586 and encodes 117 amino acids. Gene Ontology annotation, cellular component: mitochondrial inner membrane. Gene Ontology annotation, biological process: pyruvate import into mitochondria. The transcript has a single exon.
GAAAGAAAGAAAGAAAGAAAGGAAGGAAGGAAGGAAGAGAACCCCCAGAUAUCUGAUGUUAUAUUGUCCAAUCUCAAGCUGUUAGCACAGGUUCAUAGAAUGUUAUCUUUCUUAAAACUUUGAAAGUUGGCCGUUGGCUGUUGCUGCGUCAGGGUCCGUUGCAAAGUCGGCAUUCGGUGUUCCACUGUUGGCUGGCAUCUUGGCCGUUACCACUCCUCCCACUGGGGCGACCAUGUCGGGGAUCGCAGCGCUAGUACGGAAAACUGGAGAUUAUGUGAAGACCCAGGAGUUCCGGGAUUACAUAACCAGCACCCACUUCUGGGGUCCUGUGGCCAACUGGGGCCUUCCGUUGGCCGCCUUCAAGGAUAUGAAGGCUCCUCCCGACAUCAUCAGCGGCCGCAUGACGACGGCGCUCAUGUUCUACUCCAUGGCUUUCAUGCGCUUUGCCUACCGGGUCCAGCCUCGAAAUUACCUGCUAAUGGCCUGCCAUUUCACCAACGUGGUGGCCCAGAGCAUGCAGGCCAGCCGUUACCUGAUGCACCACUACGGUGGUGGGGCCAAGGCCAGAAACCCUCCGGCCAAAUAA